AUGGCAUUAAGCACCGGUGAUCAAGAACGUAUACAGCGGACGUUAAAACGAAACAUCAUUAAACGUGAUGUAGCCCUAGAUCAAUUGUCCAUCCUGUGCGGGUUAGUUACUGAAGCCAAAAAUAAUCAAGAUGUCAUCCCUGACGUUCAAGCGCGUGCAACUGACCUUGAGUUAUAUUUAACAGAUUUAAGGCUUGAACAGGAUGCUAUCCUUGAAAAUCUGAUUGACCUAGGUCGCGAUUCUGAAUAUGCAGUCCAUGCGAUUAUAGGCAAAAAGGCGGUAGAUACGUAUUAUUCGAUAAAGGCCGCGAUAUCGGUAUUGGGAUUGAACCAACGAGAGUCAUCAAACACCAUAUCGAUGCCUAGUGUACAUUUACCCAAAAUUUCGUUACCUACUUUUAACGGAGAAAUUCGACAGUGGUGUACGUAUCGUGACACUUUCAUGUCAUUAGUACACAACAAUAGGCAAAUAUCGAUAAUUCAGAAAUUUCAUUAUUUGGUAUCGACGGUGUCAGGUCCCGCAGUAACAAUUGUUCGCUCGUUGCCACUCACCGAAAAUAAUUAUCCAAUCGUAUGGGACGCGUUAAUCGACCGUUAUAAUAACAAGAGGGAGUUACUCGACGCGCACUUGGAUGCGAUUUUUCAAUUCAAUCCAUUAACGAAAGAAUCGCUCCCCGAGCUGCAACGUUUUCUAGGCACAUUUACCGAGAAUAUUGCUGCCAUAGAUGCUCUUGAUAUAGAUAACGUAUCGGCAUAUUUGUUAUUUUAUAUUGCAUCCCGAGUGCUCGACUCGACGACAAUUCAACUGUUUGAGUUCGAACAUCACGAUACCGAAUUACCCACAUUUGAAAUGUUAUCGGAGUUUGUAAAGAUUCGGUGUCAAGUGUUAAAGAAUUCCACCUUAAGUUCAAUACAUCCUGGUAAAUCAUACGAUACGGCUAAAAAACAAUUUAAACAUAAAUCAUCAUUCACGGUUUCCACUAAUUAUACGGCGGCAUGUGUAUUAUGUAAAGACUCUCAUCCGAUUUACCAAUGUCCCAAGUUUGUACAAAAAAAUGUAAAACAGCGUUUUAAGUUUGCAAGGGAUAGACAUUUAUGUAUGAAUUGUUUAAGUAACUCACAUAAAACGUCGGAGUGUAGCUCAAUACACAAAUGUAAACAUUGUGCGUCUAAACAUCAUUCAUUGCUACACUUGGGCACGAUCAAAUCGCAUGCUUCAUCAUCUACGACUUCAUCAUCCCCGUCUACAUCUGAAAUCACGCCGCCGACUAAUAAUCCACCGCACGAUUCGCCGUUUGUUGGCACAACAAACACACUGACUAAUGUCAUACUCGGCACUGCUGUUGUUCGAAUACAAAAUAACCACGGUGAAUGGAAACAUACUAGAGUGUUGCUUGACCCCGGGUCACAAGUAUCAGUUAUAACAAAUGCUUGUGCAUCGCGUUUAGGAUUAAAACGUCGACAAUGUAAUACGAUCGUAACCGGUUUAUCUCAGACACCGGGGCCUAUUACCAAAGGUUCGACUGAUUGUAUCUUGAUUCCUCACAACUCCAUGGGCCCCCAGAUACCAUGCCAGCCCGUAAUUUUGUCUCGAAUUAGUGGGCUUAUGCCCAAUACGGCCUUGCCACCUAGGAUUCGUGCAACGUAUGUUAAUUAUGGUCUUGCCGAUCCGCAGUUUGACAUUCCGCAUCAAAUCGAUUUUUUACUAGGUGCGGACAUUUAUCCAUACAUUUUGGGACAUUGUUCACAAGUUGUACAUACACCGGGUAUGCCAUCGAUUUACGAAACAAUAUUAGGGUGGAUAGUGCUGGGACAAUCGAACACAAAGUUUGACUCAUCGCCCUUAUCAUUAGUGCUUUCAUCGCAACCAUCAAUCAAUGAUCUAAUACGUCAAUUUUGGGAAGUAGAAGAACCUACACCAUUGAAUAAAUCGUUUAACAGUGACAAAAAAUGUGAAGACCAUUUCUUGCGUACCACGUCUCGGGAUGAAAAGGGCCGUUAUUCAAUAGCCUUGCCGUUUAAAGAGCAGGCAUCCACCUUAGGUGAUUCCCGAGUCAUGGCAGUGUCGCGAUUUCUCAAUCUUGAACGAAAACUGAUAAAAGACCCAGUAGUAUACGAACAAUACCGACAAUUUAUGCAAGAAUAUGAAAGUUUGGGUCACAUGAGAGAGGCUACCUGUCCCGGAAAAUAUCAUAUUCCACAUCACGCGGUCAUUAAACAGGAAAAUAACAAAAUAAAACUUCGCGUAGUAUUUGACGCGUCGGCCAAGUCGUCAUCGGGGGUAUCGUUAAAUGACAUACUUCACGUAGGUCCAAAAUUACAAACGGAUAUAUCUGAUUUAUUACAUCGGUGCCGGUUACACAAAUUUAUGUUCACGGCUGAUAUUUGUAAAAUGUAUCGGCAAAUAACUGUAAUUCCGGAAGAUCGUCAAUAUCAACACAUUAUAUGGCGCCCUCAUAUUGAACGGCCACUACUUGAAUAUGAGUUAAACACUAUCACUUACGGUAUCUCAUCAUCACCAUUUCAAGCUAUUAGAGUUCUGCACCAGUUAGAACGUGAGGAAGGCAGUAAAUACCCGUCUGUAGCUAAUACAUUGUCAGCUCAAACAUAUGUUGAUGACAUAAUAUCGGGUGCUAAUACAGUGGAGUCAGUGAUAAAACAUCAACACGAGGUGACGCAAUUAUUAUUGGGAGCUGGUUUUGAAUUGAAGAAGUGGUCUUCCAAUUGCGACGAGUUGCUCCAUAACAUACCCCCCGAAGACCGAGCUAUGAACAUAACAUUUGAGCCGAAAGAUAGCUACUCAACCAAAAUAUUAGGCCUUCAAUGGGACCCCAGUAGUGACAUAUUUAGUUACCAUACUAGUACGUUAUCAUUGACUACUCCAUAUACAAAGCGAUCAAUAUUAUCUACCAUCGCGAAAUUGUAUGACCCAUUGGGAUUACUUGGGCCAAUUAUAUUUUGGGCUAAGUGCUUUAUGCAAUCAAUAUGGCAGGCCAACAUUCAAUGGGAUGAGCAAAUACCUGAGGUUCUCGCGGAUACGUGGAAACGAUUUUCAGUUGAAAUACCAUUAGUAUCGCAAAUUAAAUUGAGACGGUACAUUGAUUGUUCACAAACCGGUACAACACAAUUGUUAGGGUUUUCAGAUGCAUCAAAAAAAGGUUAUGCUGCUACUGUAUACCUUCGACAUAUUCAUGACAAUGACCAGAUCUCCGUAUAUUUGAUCACGGCGAAAUCAAAGGUAGCCCCCUUAAAAAUAACCAAUCAAAAAAACGAAUUUACGAUACCACGCUUGGAAUUAUGUGGUGCGUUAUUGUUAUCUCAAACUCUCAAUCGACUCAAGACGACAUUUAGCAACAGUUUUACGAUUUCUGCAGUGCAUGCAUGGACCGAUUCACGUAUCGUUCUAUCAUGGCUCACCUCAGAACAAACGGAGUUCAAAAUAUUCGUAACUAACCGGCUAGCUAAAAUCGCGGAGUUAAUACCUAUGUGUAAUUGGCAUUUUAUUUCGUCCGAGCUGAAUCCAGCAGACUGUGUUUCACGUGGCUUGUUCCCGUCAGAAGCAAUAGACCACAAACUAUAUUGGAAUGGACCGCCUUUUUUGACGUUGCCUGAAUGUGAAUGGCCGGUUACAUUUUUCGAACCAAUAUUACCGUCGCUACUUCCGGAGGUUAAGGCAAAGUGUCCGAUAAGUCUAACCACCCUAACGACUAAUUCAAGUGUUAACGACAAGGAAUGGGUCACUCGGUUUUCAUCAUUGACGCGCUUACAAAGGGUCAUGGCCUAUGUUUAUCGUUUUAUUCGUCAUACGCGCACAUCUUGCAUUAUGACCGGACCGUUAACUCUCGUUGAAUUACAAAACGCGCUAACACCCAUUAUUAAAAUCACACAACAACAAUAUUUUAGUGAACUUAUUAAGACACUCCAGAAACCUGACAACAACAUUUCACCACGAUCCUUAGCACAACUUGCUCCGUUUUUGGACGAAAAAAUGGUUAUCCGAGUGGGUGGUCGAUUGCGAAAUUCACAAUUAUCCGAAGAAAGCAGGCAUCCAAUUUUGUUACCAAAAACCAUACUCUUACCUAUUGAUAAAUCUCCAUAA
This is a messenger RNA of Macrosiphum euphorbiae (potato aphid), 4098 nucleotides long. NCBI's taxonomy places the organism in Eukaryota, Metazoa, Arthropoda, Insecta, Hemiptera, Aphididae. The record is from the annotation of a GenBank genome assembly.